UCUGAUCCUUUCAUUCUCCACUGUGUUAGCUCCGGGGUGUGUUCUCGGGGAUGCCCGGGUAUGAAGGGCCUGUUUGGGGGUUGAUUUGACGCAGACAGAAGCGUUAGAGCCUGAAAGCGUCUCUUCUUCUUCUUCUUCGCUCUCUGCAAACGCAACGGCUGUUAGCUAGCAUGCUAAGCUAACCCGUGCUAACUCGGCCCUGGCCCUGGCCUGGCUCGGAACACUAACGCGGGCCUAGCUGCUUUUUACUUCGACAUUUUGAAGUCGGAACAUGCUCCGAUCUUCCCCGACAUGCACGACCUCAGCUUCGAUUCGUUAAUUAAAUGAUCAAAUGAUAUUAGCUUAGCCGAGCUCGCCCUCUGAUUCAUUUUCAUUACAACAAGCUAGCUGGCUAAGCUAACUAGCCAGCUGACGCUCAGAUGCUAACCCCAGAGCUAGCUGAGAUGCUGAGUCCAAUGCAUCAAACAGUCAGACAGGCAGAUUCAGAUGUUGACACGGUCCCUCUUUAACUCAGAGGCCCACGGAUGGUCGAGUUGAACCUGCAUGUCCCCCCUGGAGUCAAAUCAACAACACUGAUCUCCACAUUACUCCCAGGAAAACCUUCAUAAAGCAGCACUUGGCACAGCUGAUGGACAAGUCUGGCUAAUGUUCACCAGGCUAAUUUGCUAUUAUCUAACAUCCAAGCACCCUGGAUGCUUUGGUACUGUAUACAACUCGCUGUCAUGAUGUCUGCAUGGAGGAAAGGGUCUUGUCAUGCAGGUAGCAAGAUCUGAGGCAGCAAGCAGAGUGCAACGGAUGAUGGGCACGCAUGGGACAAUGGUCCACUUCCCUACGCUGUGCUGUACUCCGACUGAGGCAGAACUAAACUCUUUGCCUGGAUGACCCGUCUUUUCAUACCGUCACAGCUCCAUGACGGAAACAUGGGAAUACCACUACCCAUCCUCGUGUGGGUACCAAUAUGUUGAACACACUCUACUUCUCUGACUGACGGACUGUUUCUGAGACAUCCAAGAGGACAAAUGGUACAAAAUUAAAAUCAAAAGCCGUUCCUGAUCCUCACUUUACCAGACAAGAUGCAGUAAUGGAAGUCCACACCCCAUUCAGCCCUGUAACCAUGAAGCAGCUCAAAGGGUAGGGUCUGUCGUGAGCUCGCCUCACCCUACCCAAAAGACCCACCUCCCCAUCAGCUCCACCUGAGAGCAGAGUCCCGCAUUGAAGCGUAAUCCUGCAGCUCUACCUGUCUCUACAACCCUCCCACCACCUCCUCCUCCACCACCACCACGGCUUUGGAAGACGAUCAUGACGUGCAUUUUGAAGACACUGGUUGAUGUCUGAUAUAUAUCCCUCUGAGGUGUCGAGCGUAAAACCAGCGGAGCAAUGAAUGGCGGAAAGGACUGUGACGCGGGAGACGAGAGGCAGGCCGUCCCUGUCCAGGUCCCCAUCGGCUGGCAGCGCAAGGCGGAGCACAGCGGAGGGGUCGUGUACGUAAGUCCCAGUGGCUCGUUGCUAUCCAGCUUUGAGCAGGUGAAGACCUACCUGCUGACAGAUGGAACCUGCAAAUGCGGCCUGGAGUGCCCACUCAUCCUCCACAAGGUGUUCAACUUCGACCCUGGGGCGGCUGUCAAGCAGAGGACAGCGGAGGAUGUGAAAGCAGAUGAGGACGUCACCAAACUCUGCAUUCACAAGAGGAAGCUUCUGGCUGUGGCCACGCUGCACAGGAGCAUGGAGACGCACCCACCUCUGACGCUGACCAGCCCAGGGGGAGGUACAUCUUCUGUGGUCUCUGCGCAUUCCACGACUCAACGAGCAAUAAGGACUAAACCCCACGAUGGCCUCCCCAAUGCUGUUGGCCCAGACUGCAAGAAUCCCUUCAAGAUGAUGAUGGCAGCUGGACAGCAGCAGCAUCAGAGGCUGUAUCCACCCCAGGAGAUGGUGGGAGCCCAGCAGCCUGAGCUCUACCCUGGGUACUCCAGGCAGCAGAGGAUGAUCAGUGGAGAGCCAGGACCCAAGUCCCCUUACCGGGUUGGGUAUGGAGUCAUGUUGAGUCCACCUCCCUCCAAUGCUAAGCUGUAUGGAGACGGCUCACUGUCUCCCAGUGCGGACACUCUAGGCAGCCCUGAGGGCUUUCACAGGACCAAUCCUUGUGGGUUUCCAGGAGCUGGAAGUCCAGGUUCAGUCUCCAUCCAUGGAAACACUAGGACGCCUCUUUCCCCACCCAGUAUAAUGCUUCAUGGCUCCCCUGCGGGCCAGCUAUCCUGUGCCAUGACAGGGAGGACUAGCACGCCCCUCUCUCCGACGGCCACUGCCAAAAGCCCUGUCAUGAAUAUGAACAUGCCCCGGGGGAACUUUCCCCCUGGUAUGGAUAUCCCCCGUGCAGCGUUCCACCAUAAAACACAGCCCCCUGUGCAUCCCGUACCGCCUCCUCCAUCCAUACCACCAUCCUGUGCCCUUCAGAAACGGCAGUUGACCUCUGAAAAAGACCCCUUAGGCAUCCUGGACCCCAUCCCCAGCAAACUAGUCAGCCAGCCCCCCAACAAUGCCCAAAACCCCUCCAACUUCCAGCCUAACAUCCACUCUCAGGUACAAAUGAUGAAUGUAAACAUCCCCCCUCCCGUCAUUGUUCCCCUGCCAAGCAACUUACCUUUACCCACAGCGAAGCCUGGGCCUGUGGGACAUGGCGGCCACAUUCAAAGGACUCAACAGGGGGGUCCAUCAUCCUCCAUGUCCCCCUCCCCUGUCACUUCCCCUGUCCACAUGGCUGGGCCUGGUCAUGGGAGAAUGGAGGCCUCUCCUCAUCGCUCACGCUCAUCCUCCACCUCCUCUGACCACGGGAAUUUUGCAAUGCCCUCGGGGCACCAGGCCCCAUGUGGUACUAUGAAGGUCCCUCCACGUUCCCCCAGGUCAGCAAUGGGGUCUCCUAGGCCAGCCAUGCCUUCCAGCCCUUCCACCAACAAAUCUGACCCACACCACCAGUACAAAGACUCACAGUUGCUGCCAGGGAUGGGAAACUCGAUUGGUGCCCAGCAGCACAGCAACCCCAUGUACUCACCCACCUCUUCCUCAUCAUCAUCCUCUUCUCUGGCCACCCCCAGCGCUUCCCAGAAGGGCCACCCAGGACUCCUGGGGAUGCCCCUCAACCAGAUCCUAAACCAACAAAAUGCUGCUUCCUUCCCCGCCAGCAGUCUCUUGUCAGCCGCAGCCAAAGCACAGCUAGCAAAUCAAAACAAACUCAGCGCUGCUGGCAACAGCACUGCUGGCAUGGCUGGUGGUGGUGUUGGUAUGGCAGGCAUGGGGGCAGGUGGGGGUGGUAAUGGAGGAGGUGGUGGGCACCCUGGCUCUAUGAGCGGUCCUCGAGGCAUGGAGGGACACAGCACUUUAAACUCAAUGCUCCCGCCAAACUCCACCAUGCUGCUCAACAGUCCGGAGGGCCAGAGUGGUCGGGCGGCUCUCAGAGACAAGCUCAUGGCCCAGCAGAGGGACCCCAUGCGUAAACGGAGGCAGUCGUCGGGCAGUGCUGCUGUGAACCACGAUAACAGUAACAACAUGGUCUACAGCAUGCUUAACAAGCGGGGCAUGGCAGGACCUCACAUGCAGGGGCCCAGCGCCACUGAGCAGCUGCGAAAAGUGGGCCGACUUGGAACCCUUCCUCCAAACACCUCCAUGGCCCAGCUUCUCCAGUCCAUGAGCUGCCAGAGCUCUCACAACCUGGCUGGUAACAGCCAUCGUCCAGGUCUGAGUCCCGGCCCUGGGUCUGGUCCUCAAGGAGGGGCACAGCUGCACUACAACGACAGCACAGGUAUGGUCCCCGGUGGCCCUCAGCAGAACCUCUUAGCUCAGCAGAGGCUGCGGGGCCCCGGAGAUCCCAUGCAGCACUGCCAGAGCAUGGACUCCUCUGGGGGCCAUCUGGGUCCUCGUCAAGGUCCGUUUCCUGACAUGAUGGCCCAGAUGCAGGCCUCCUCUAUGAGUAACUGUGGGCCUAUGGGGCCAGGAGGUGGACCGGUGGGCCCUGAUGGUAUGUCGCUGGGACGCCAAAACGCUAAUCCUCCACCACUGUCCCAUCCAGGCCCUCACCCCUCACAGCAGAACCUCCUUCAAGGUAUCGGGCGUGCUAACAUGGUAGUGAUGCCACACGGAGGAGCUGAUGGGAGCUGUAAUCAGAACAUCUCUGAUGCAGGAAACCCGUCGUCCCUUGGCUGCGGUAUGGGCACCAUGCAGCCUCACGUUAACAGCGGAGGAGGUCAGCUGUACCAGCAGCAGGUCCACCAGGCCAUGCAGCAGGGAGUCAGCUCACACCCAGCCUAUCAGAGGCAGCAGCACUUCUCUGACAACCCCCCUUACACAGACAGCAACAGCGCCAACGCGGGCUCCAUGGCCUGUCUCUACCAGAACUACCAGCAGGGAAUGUUGCCUCACCCACAGUUCCAGGAGGGGCAACAGCCACAAGGGGAGGGGCUCCCAGCAGGUACACCUGGCUCUGACAGGGGCCCUGGUGGAGGCCCAGAGUCGGUGGAUGCAAUCUACCGAGCAGUGGUGGACGCCGCCAGCAAAGGCAUGCACGUCACCAUAACAACCACGGUAAGCGGGACCACACAGGCGAGUCCGGUGCCUGCCCUAAGUGCCAUGAGUGCCUUCACCGCUUCGAUUGGGGAGCCAGUCAACCUCCCCAAAGCAGUCAGCACAGUCCUGCACAGUCACCAGGAGGGGGAGGCGUUAUCUCAGCAGGUCAGACAGAGGCAGGUGAGACAGGGUCCGAAGAACAUGGAUCCAGGAAAAAGCACUCCAGACCGCCAUGAGGCCAGCGAGUACUUCCGCUCUCCUGGCAGAGGGACUCCCAGGGUGCAGUGGGACGGGGAAGGACAGCACGGGGGAGGCUUCGACCCUCAGAGCAACAACAGCACAUGGGCCGGUGAGGAGUUUCUAGAGUGUUCUACACAGGUGAGGAGUAGUCCAUGCAUGGAGCGACCCGCCAGCCUGGCCCCUGCCCCACCCUGCCCCACUGAAGGGUCCAACGACCACAGCCUGGUGUUAGUCCACGAUAAAGCUUUCCUGGAUGACAGCUAUCGCUUUAACAACUGCAGCCGGACUCCUGCGAACUACAAGGAACGCCUGGAGCAGACGGUGGAGCGCUGUGCCCACAUCAAUGGUGCCAUCCCCCCCUUUAACACCCGGGGUUAUGGGGAGGUCCUGGGCCCACCUCGGCAGGAGCUGACGGGGGACGACCAGUCCCCCAGCUCUUCCACCAGCCUGGAGGGACCCCUGGCCACGGCCAAAGACUACAGCCACUACAACGGCCACUUUAACGGCAUGGCGCCCAGCCCCUCAGAUACAAAAAGUCUGAGCAGCGAGGAGGAUCUGCGUCAGCCCGACUCCCCCUCCUCAGAGCUGCUUCACUACCGCUCCAGGACCUUCAACAUGGGAGAGCUGGUCUGGGGCCAGCUGAAGGGCUUCCCACCCUGGCCUGCCAAGCUGGCUGGGGAUGAACAAGUGCACAGUGCUGCUAUGCAGCUGCGGGAGCAGGCCAAGGUAGAGCCGGAGAAGCUGAAAACACUAACUCACGACUUAGAGGCACUUGACCGAGUCGCCAAAAGAGGCCUGAAACAGGGGAAACUGAAUAAUCACUUGGAAGCUGCUAUCCAUGAGGCCAUGAGUGAGCUGGAUAAGAUGUCGGGCACAAUCCCAUCGAGGGAUCGUCAGGUGAAGCUCCCCAAGCCUAAGAGGAGGAAGAUAUCCAGAUAACAUUGAAUGUGUCGUCCUCAAAGCCUUCGGAGACUUCGUCCGAUCAGCCUUUGAUGCGAUCUGAGCUCUCUUACAGGUGCUACACAUGGACUUUCAGUGGUACAUCUUUGUUCCAUGAUAUCAACUUGACUUAAUGACUGACCACAGAAGGUGCUGGAAAAUCCAAUCACCAAUACAGUUUAAACUGUAGAAAAAAAAGAAAAAGUAGAGAAAACGUCAAAAACAGUUGCAAUUUGUCUACAGCUCACUGAAUUAACUAUUUUUUUCUAGUAUAAGAUAGUAAAACAAACAAAAAAAGCUACAAGCAUUACCUUACAUAUUUAAGAAAAUAGACAGUCCAAAUAUUUCUGAUACAUUUUCAAUAUGUAUAUAGAUAAUCCUGAAAUUUCAUGCUAUUAAGAAUUGUAUGUAAAUAUUGUACAAUGUCAUGUACAAGCAUACCUAAUGCACAUUUUAUCUUUUAUUGUACAAAAACAAAGCAGAAGUGUACCAAUGUCUUGGUUUCUAUUCAGAAAUGUGGCUGUAUAUGGCCGCAUGCAUAGGAUAAAUAAGAAUACAGCCUAAAGCUUUUAUAUGAUGAUGAUGAUGAUGAUGAACUGUAAGACUUGCUGUUUGUUUUAUUUGAUUUCUUUCUUUUGUUUUCUUUUGUAAGGGAACAGCAGUGAAACAGGCAUGAGUCUAUGAGUUCUCCAUUACGAAGGUCACUUCACGCUAGUUCAAGUGUUCGUUUGUUUUGGAUAAAAAAAGAAACACAGAAUGAACUUUACCUGCAGAAAGUGUUCAAUGUUCCUCUAAAGCAGGGUGGGAGGAUGUUCAAAUGUCGGUCAGUUUUCAUCUGCUCCACCACCGGUCGCUCGUACAGAGAAAUCAUGAUGAUAUGGAGAUCAGGAGGUCUGGUAAGCAGGUCAUCAUGUUUGGGUUUACACAUCAUGUUACAGGAAGGUGAAAGAGUUGAUUACAAAUCCACCCUGAGGCACUUAGAGCGUGUGGGGAUCAUUGCAUCGUAGGAGCUUUGCAAACAUAGAUAUGGGCUCACUAAAUCUCACUAAGAUUUAAUAUAGCUGAAGAUGAUGUAACUUAAAGCUGACCUUGACUGCAGCAUCCCCUCAGAGUGUCUCUGGGUGGAUUUUACCUCUGAUUAUUGUCCUGAUGUCCUCAUGCUCGUCUGUACAGUGAUCUCCUCCAUGACUGUAGUCCCUCUGGUUUUCUUCACGUCUAGAGCUUUAUGUAGAGUAACCAACGUGUCAGAGUGUAGUUAUCAUGACAAACACUAACUCAAGAGCAGCAGAAGUAUUUCUCUUAUUUAGGGGCCUUGUGUUUUUUAUUUUUUUGUCUUUUGUUUUGCUUAUUGAUGUAAAUUAUUUAUGUACAGUACUCCAUAUUUAUUUUAAGCUUUACAAAUAUGCUAGAUGGCAAUAAUACUACCAAGAGUUGAGAACUCAAGCCUUAUAUGUGUAUAUGUAUGUUUUCUUUUGUCUCUUUUUUUAACAGUGAAUAAUAAUAGAUCAUGUAUUCAGAGUCCGUUACAAAGGUCGUGUUCCAGUUUAUUUAAAGUGAGCAUCACAGGUUACACUUUCUUACAGUGAGGCUCCUGGUUAACCUGUUACACAUUGUGUCAUGGAUUACUUCAUGGAACAUGUCUGCCUACGAGACUGUACUAUUUAUAGAAAUGCACAUCAGAAAAGGGCAGACAGCAUUUAUGUCGGUAACAAAUGCAGUUUUAACACUACUAGCCACAAAAUAGAGAAACACUUGAUCAGUCUUGACAUCAGCAGUGUUUAGAUACACCACACAGCUGCGUCUUCAGAUCAGAAAACACCUGAAAUCACUACAGAAUUAUCAAGUGCAAUAUUCAACAACGGCAAAGAUCACACUGCAUCUCUUGAUUGUUUUUUGUACCUUAUGUCCGGUUUUUAGCGUCUCCUCUGACCUGAAACUGCUCAGAAAUAUCUCAAACUUUCCAUUAAAGUUAGAGUCAGAAACUGAACUCUUAUUUCAAACUCAAAUUUAAUGCUUCACACAAAACCUCUAAAAUAACGCUCCACUAAAAUGAUGAUUAAUAUGCAUUAAUGUGCACAGAUGAUUACCUUUGAACCAAAUACUACACUACUUCUAAAGAGGUUCUUUACAUAGGUCACACUACAUUUAAAGCAUAUCCCGGCCUCAAGGUCAAACUGUCUGACAUACAGUUUCAUAACUUGUACAAUUUCAUAUUUAUGUUGUACUUUAUUUUCUAAAAACAGUUCUGUUGUGUGCUCACUGAAAAAUGCAGGAUAUUUUGAAAACGCCUUGAAUUUAUUGCAAAAAAAAAAGUGUCAGUAUUUAAAAUGAAAAGCAGCCUUUGAAGACAUUUGUGCAUCUUAACGUCCAACCUGUUUAAAGAUGAACUAACCUCAAAAAACAAGGCAAUAGCUGUGUUCAAAUGUCCGUUUCAAUACUUGUGAAAGCUCAAAACCUGUUGAAAAUAGCCCCAAAAAGUCCUAAUGUUGCUACUUUUCAACACACCUUGAGCUUUAUCUUAAAUGUGUGGCGAGGGAAUCCUUCAUUUGUUUUCAAAAUGUGCCGUUCAAUGUUGAGAACACAUGAGCUCUUUCGGUAAAGUUCAUUCUGCCUCCCCCUUUCCCCGUUUUUUGUGCAAUUACAUGCAGGACCCCGGUCUCAUGUUGGGAUCCCAUGUGUUAUGGAUCUGUUCUAUCAGUUUCAUGUUAUUUGUGGUCAAGAGUUCAAAGCAUUUUUGUGUUUGAGAUGGUCUGUGCAGUCUAUUUUUCCCUCCUCUUGUCUUUUAUUGUGUGUGUGUUGAGGUGUGAGUGUGAUUUUUAUUUCCCCUCUAGUGAACUUUUUUUUUUUCUGCUCUCACUUUCCUCUUCCACCCUUUCAUUGUCAGUAUUUUAUUUUUACAACUUGUAAUUAAGUAUAUAUUUUCUCACUAAUAUAUACUUUACAAAAAAUAGACUUGCGUGAAGUAUGAUGUGCACUUGAUUGCUCUUGUUUAUUUUUCUUUUUUGCAUUAAUGUGGGCUAGGGAUAGUUUGUCAGAGUCCAUUAUUUUGAGAUUGUUUGGACUUUUUUUAAUGGUUUGAUGUAAGCAGCAUUUUUUGUAAAUAUUGUGAAACAUUACAGGUCAUGCAGUGAUGUAACAUUUUGAACAAUGUUGCACAGAUGUUUAAGAUAUUAAAAACAUGGUCACUCUUACUUGAAUAAC
Notolabrus celidotus (New Zealand spotty) is the source of this 8937-nucleotide messenger RNA. Its product is annotated as methyl-CpG-binding domain protein 5-like. The transcript has 11 exons. The coding region runs from base 1378 to 5736 and encodes 1452 amino acids. Lineage: Eukaryota; Metazoa; Chordata; Actinopteri; Labriformes; Labridae. Gene Ontology annotation, molecular function: chromatin binding; DNA binding. The record is from RefSeq and is a predicted model, not a curated record. Gene Ontology annotation, cellular component: chromocenter; nucleus.